CCAGCAUGUCUCCUGGUGCUCCUGCUGGGAUUAACAUGCAGAGCACAGAACUCACUGGGACUCACAAACAAACUUGAAAGGAACUGAGAGAGAGACGUGGGGGGAGUCCUGGAGUGAAAAUCAAUGCAGCAAGACGGAGAUGUUGCAAGCCAAAAAGAGUGAAACAGAAGGUUGGGAGGCCGGCAGAUGGGUGAGGGGGUGUACAGAGGGAGGGACUUCAGUGGCAAGAAAAAAGGGAAGGUGACGGUAAAGAAUGCAUUAGACUGAGAGGAAAUAAACCAGAAGCCUGCUGGAGAGAAGAUCUCAUUCAAGACUUGAGCAGAAACCAUUCAGACUGCUUUCAAACAGACUCAAGAUGUUUCUGGUGUCACCCGUCAUGUCUCUCCUCCUCCUCUGUGUGAUGGAGUCUGUCUGCACCCCAUCUGUCAGUCCGUCACUGCAUCAGCCUCCUCUCACACGUGUUCGCAUUAUCGAAGUCGAGGACGACUAUGAUGAAGAAAUUUCAAAGACGACGCAGUCGCCCCAGUCGCCAGGGGUCACGACCUCUCAUGUGAUCCGUCGACCUUGUGAUUACGACCCCUGUGCAGUCCAGUUGACCCCUUGCGAAAAGGUUUCAGCCCAGAUGGGCUGCCUCUGUCCUGGGUUGACGGGGCCGGAGAAGAGACCCAAGGCUCCUAAGCUCCAGGAGGUGAAGCUGGACAGAUCCGGCGAAGUGUUUGUGCAUUGGUGUGCUCCUCGCUCCACCGUCACCUAUUAUGAAGUCACACUGAAAGAUGCAAACAAGCAGCUGGUUUUUGGAGAAUAUUUAAGAAAUGGUGCCGUACCCGGGCUGAAAGUGGGGGAGACGGUGUGUGUGGCGGCCGGGAAUGCAGUGGGACUCAGUGAGACGUCGUGUGCACGAUAUGAGCAACCGCAACCUGACCAGGUGGCUCUGAGCACAGGGAUCAUUGCAGGGAGCGUCGGCUUCCUGCUGCUGCUUUCAGCGCUCGCCGUUAUACUGUGGAGACGAAGGACGUGUCGAAAAGGCAGGAUGGGAGACGCCGAGGGCCUCGGAAAUCCUUCAUACACCAGUGAUGGAGCACAUUGAUGGUAAAAACAAAUGCAUGGAGAAUGAAACAAGCUGCAAAGUGACUGAGUUUUGAACAAGUGCGCUAUUGGUCAAAAGACUGAAAUAAUAAAGAUUUUUUCAAUGUUUUGGAAAAAAGUAUCUUCUGCUCACCAAGGCUGCAUUUGUUUGAUCUAAAAUGCAGCAAAAAAUAAAAAUAAAAAAAACAUUACAAUUUUAAAUAAUUUUCUAUUUAAAUAUAUUGUAAAAUGUCAUUUAUUCCGUUGGUGAAAAGCCACAUUUUCAUCAUCAUUACUUUAGUCUUCAGUGUCACAUGAUCCUUCAGAAAUCAUAAUAAUAUGCUGAUUUGCUGCUCAAGAAACAUUUCUGAUUAUCAUCAAUGUUGAAACCAGUUGUGCUGCUUCAUAUUUGUGUGGAAACCAUGAUAAAUUUGAUUUUUUUUAGAAUUCU
Molecule: messenger RNA, 1516 nt
Organism: Carassius carassius (crucian carp)
Lineage: Eukaryota; Metazoa; Chordata; Actinopteri; Cypriniformes; Cyprinidae
Product: leucine-rich repeat neuronal protein 4-like
Exons: 2
Coding region: 356-1087 (243 amino acids)
Molecular function (GO): protein binding
Source: RefSeq, a predicted model, not a curated record